AUGGCCCAGGCCCAUUUCCUGUUGGAACUGGGAGACGAGGCGACCUCAUGGGCAUUUUCCGACUUGAUUGACAAUGGACGUUUUGUGUUUCAACUUUGCUGCAGGUCAUUGAUGAGGGCCUCACGUGCUAGUCGUAGCGAACCAACGACUGCAGUAGCCCCUCCCUCCCCCACCCAACGACUGGUGAAGCAUGCAUCUUUUUCUUUCCCCGCACUUCAAGACCAGAACCAAGGCCAUUCCCUGUCGGUAUCAGCAUACACAAUGAGUCGAUGGCAUCUAGAGACUUGCAUGUCACCUGAUGUGGUGGUGACUGGUGGAACACACAUCUACUGCAUGAUAUGCAACCAAGCACCAGACAUUGACAAGCUUGUUGCCGACCCUGGUCAUCAGAAUCCCACAGCACCUUUGAUUCCGCCAGAUGAGCCGUACGGCGCAUACAACCUUUCAUGGCCGCCGGGCAUACCCUAUAGAAGGACUGGGCAGCAUAUCACAAGGGAAGAACCAGUGGACCAAAAUGAAGCAGAGAACAGCAACUCCUCAGACGGCUUGUUCAGUAACAUCCAACUUAGGGCCGCGUAUGAGAAGGCAUUGGGUCCGGAUGAGUUCCGACUCAUUUGCCUUCCAAGCACAGACGAUGUGAAUACACCUAUUCACUUGACGCUCGAGACGUAUGGCGAUGAGCGCUAUCCGGAAUACGAGACUGUGUCGUAUACAUGGGGCGGAGAAGAUGAAGACGGAACCCUUUGCAAGCCAGUCUUUGUUGGGCCUUACUGGGAGGUGUUGCUGCAGACCAAAAAUUGCUGGGAAAUGCUGAGAUUCCUCCGACCUCGGCGAGGCUAUCGCUUGGUCUGGGUUGACGCCAUCUGUAUCAAUCAGCUGGACUCGCUGGAGAGAGCAACACAGGUGGCGAAGAUGAGAUCGAUUUACAAAAACAGUCGACGAACGGUUGUUUAUUUGGGCCCUGAGAUCACUCCUAUCACCACACAUGCCCACCCAGUCCGACUCUCAGCAAGAGAGGCAGUCACCUUGUCGCGAGGAGGGGAGACUGAGCUCAUCGGUACGGGCGGCAAAGUAAACUUGGGGCAGUUGCUUCAGUGUCGGUACUUUAGUCGCAUCUGGGUAAUUCAAGAACUUCUCCUGUCACGCCAAGUAUCGAUUCCAGUUCGCGAUAUGGAGAUAGAUUUUGACUCACUGAGCAUCAAUGCUAUCACCGGGCAGGCUGGCGAGGGCAGACGCCCAAGACAGCUCUGGGACAGUACGCCUGCGCCGUGGUUCCAAUACUUAUCCCAGGGAGGCUACUUACGUCAUGGUCUCCUGGACUGGACACUGCUGACAUCUUCGUCGACUGCUUCAGACAUGCGUGACGAGCUGUUUAGCCUCCUGGGUCUAGUUCCUAACAACAAUUUAACGCCAGAUUACGGAAUUUCCCGGUUGCACGCGCAGAUAGGAGUUGCCGCACACUCGCUGUUCCGACUUGGUUCCUUCGAAAACUUCUACAUAGCUCCCACUCAGCAGAGAGAACGACCCGACAAUUAUCCAUCUUGGGUGCCCUACCGAGCUCGAACAGGGGGAGCAGCACGAGUGUCAUGGACAUCCCAGGAACCAAAACGUGUUCUCCAGGAAUUCUACGAGGCCCUGAAGCGCCACUUUGAUAAGUCUUAUUCAGGCCGUCAUGCAAUCUAUCAGCCGGAAGAAGAUAAUGAAUCAACCCUUUGGACGGCCGAAGCUACCAUCGAUGUAGACACAGCAGCCUUGACCCUUAAAGCGACGCAUUUGGCGACAUGUACAGAUGUGCCUGUUGAGGUUCCUUUUACCAAGAAGAACCAUUUCAGGUCACGUACUGAGAGGGAACCCGGAUGGAAGGCCUUUGUGGUGCGGUCUAACGAGAUGGAGAUGUAUCUUCUCUCAAACCGGAGCAGUGCCCUUGAUAAAGUAGUUGAACCAUUCGACCACAUCUACUGGCUGCACGGGGGUUAUACAAAAGAAGAAACGCCAGGGUUCUUGAUCCUGCGUCCCAUAAAAGGCCAAGAGGGGAAACGGUUUCGGUUAGUCGGCUUUUGUAGCCAGGUGUUGUUUGUCGAGGUCUUCGUUGCCGGACGUAAGACGGUCCCAAACAGGCAACCAAACAGGGCACGCAGUAUCGCUAUUCAUUAUCUUUCUUCCUCUAAUCUUCAGAGAGGAUUGAAGCGAGCUGUGGAUGAUGCUGUCGCCAAGUUUGGAUGUUUAGAGGAAUUGUUUCCAGGCGUAGUCACACCACAGGGUCAGCUGUGGAGUUUCUUGGCCUUGAUGAAGCUGGCCUCCUGGCCAUCGCAGCCGUUCACUUUCUUUUCGGAAUACCUGAGCCACCUUGACUCAAGAUACGAUGGCGUGGUUACCAAGGAAAUGAGGAGACUCGAGGACGACCAGCACGAAGUCGAGAUCCUUACCAUCACCGUGCCAUCCGCCGACAUAUCCAAGUUUGUGUUAUCAUGGGGAUACUUGCGCCCUCCUUUCGUCAAGUUUCAGCAGCUACAAUCACGGGAGGACCAAGAUGUACCAUGGGACGAAAGCAGAGUUGUUGUAGUGGAAACUCUCCAAGAAGAUGAUGUGCUGCGGCUCCGGGCUGAAAUGAGCGCCAAGGACCUGGCUGACCUGAGGCGAAGCGGGAAGCGUGACAGUUCGGGCCCCGGUGAGCAGCAAAUCAGCAAUGUAAUUUCACCGGAGGCUCAGACUGUCUGGAAAUACUUUCAAGAGCUGGAAAAGGCGCGCUGGGCGACAGGAGGAAUGGGCAUCCAGGAGAUGGUCAGACUUGUUCAAUCUGGCCAAGACACAAGUUCAAUGGCUUGUCCUGAAUGGCCGGCUGAUAUCGUGGAUGCGUUUCAGGUCCAGGGCAACACUUUACAAAUCACGAUUGUGUAG
This is a messenger RNA of Podospora anserina S mat+, 2898 nucleotides long. RefSeq lists its product as uncharacterized. NCBI's taxonomy places the organism in Eukaryota, Fungi, Ascomycota, Sordariomycetes, Sordariales, Podosporaceae. The transcript has a single exon. The record is from RefSeq and is a predicted model, not a curated record. The coding region runs from base 1 to 2898 and encodes 965 amino acids.